AUGAUGAUGAACACCUUCAUAGUACAAAGUGCAGGAGUGGAACACAUUAAAGAGGAGUACAUUAGUGAUGCUGAUUUUUCAGAAGUAUUCAACAACCUACAAGGAGGAGGACGGGAUGACAAAUUUGCUAUACAUGAUGGGUAUCUUUUCAAAGGCACUCGCCUCUGCAUCCCAAACACCUCUUUGAGACAUCACUUGAUUCGAGAGUUAUAUGGAGGAGGAAUGGAUGGACACUUUGGCAAGGACAAAACAUACUCCAUCAUAAAAGACUUAUACUUUUGGCCUCAACUCUUAAAGGAUGUGCAACAUGUGAUACAGAGAUGCCGCACUUGUCAACUUGCCAAAGGAGAAAAGAAGAAUACAGGAUUGUACACACCGUUGCCCGUUCCACAUGCACCUUGGCAAGACAUAAGCAUGGAUUUUGUCCUAGGCUUACUACCUACACGGGAAAUGUAUGAUUCCAUAUUUGUGGUAGUAGAUCGUUUCUCCAAGAUGGCCCGUAUUAGUGUAGAAGCCGAUGAGUUCCUUAGACACAUCACGGAGGUACAUGCUGAUGUUCGUCGUCGCAUCGCUGUUAGCAAUGACGGAUAUCAAGCAACUGCCAAUCGACAUCGUCGCUACGUGGAAUUUCAGCCUAGUGAUUUGAUCAACAAUGUCUUCAAUGUAGCUGAUCUGACGAUAUAUUUGGGACACCAUUCUGAUGACGGUGACACUGAACACACCCUCAAACUUCCUCAAUUUGCAAACCCUAAAGAUGAUGUCAUCGAAGAUGUUCUCGACAACAAGUUCACCACAGUUCGUGGGGGCAAAGGGAACUGGCUGUCCUCCAUCCAGAUCCAGCUUCAAUCUGAUCACCUGAACUCCUCCUUGGUUGAAGAGAAAUCUGUAUCUGCAAACCUUUCAGCUCUUUUGGCCCAAGAUGAAAGCAUUUUAAGGAAAAAGGCUAGAAUCAAUUGGUUGGAAUUAGGGGACUCCCAACUCUUCUUAUUUCCAUCGAUCCUUGAAGGCCAGAAACAACUUCAACUCCGUUCUCAUGCUAACAACUCCUGA
Molecule: messenger RNA, 1050 nt
Organism: Macadamia integrifolia
Lineage: Eukaryota; Viridiplantae; Streptophyta; Magnoliopsida; Proteales; Proteaceae
Exons: 4
Coding region: 1-1050 (349 amino acids)
Source: RefSeq, a predicted model, not a curated record